Lottia gigantea (owl limpet) is the source of this 1906-nucleotide messenger RNA. RefSeq lists its product as hypothetical. NCBI's taxonomy places the organism in Eukaryota, Metazoa, Mollusca, Gastropoda, Lottiidae. Gene Ontology annotation, molecular function: UMP kinase activity; ATP binding. Gene Ontology annotation, biological process: CDP biosynthetic process; 'de novo' pyrimidine nucleobase biosynthetic process; UDP biosynthetic process. Gene Ontology annotation, cellular component: cytoplasm; nucleus. The transcript has 6 exons. The record is from RefSeq and is a predicted model, not a curated record. The coding region runs from base 509 to 1087 and encodes 192 amino acids.
ACUUCCUGUACACAUGUUUACCUUUUGUUGAUUUGUUAUAAGUUGGGUACACAUAAACAAAUUACCCAGUAACUUUUUAUUCUAGAGACAUUCGGUUGGAAUUUUUAAGUUUUGAUAUAUUAGCCAUUGUGUUAAUAGUUUUAUCUGUCAUCCCAUGAACAAUUUAUGAAGAAAUAUAGAAAAAUAACUUCUGUUAUAGCCCAUUUCAAGCACACCUGUCAAUUAAGUCAAAAUUAAUUUUUUUGUACUGGAACUACGCCCACUCAAACGGUAGUUAAUUAUUUCAGAAGUCGACCUAAGGGCAGGUUAACGUAGCAAAAUUGCCACGACAAUUUUUCGCCGUGUGGUUACACAACAGCCAUUACAACCAUUAUUAGUAAUAGGGAGUGGUAGUAAUAAUAGGGCCAACACAUUCACCAAAAGUAACAGUAACAACAGUGUAAAUAUUCAAAAUACUGACGUUGUCAAGAAAUUGAACAAGUGUUCUCUUCUGUCCUAUUACAGCAAAAUGUCAGAUUCUCUAUACAAAGUGAUAUUUGUAUUAGGUGGGCCUGGAGCUGGAAAAGGCACACAAUGUCAGAAAAUAGAAAAGGAGUUUGGUUAUGUUCAUUUAUCAGCUGGUGAUUUAUUAAGAGCAGAAAGGAAAAAAGAAGACUCACAAUAUGCAGAAGAAAUAGAAAGACAUAUUAAAGAUGGUUCAAUCGUUCCUGUUGAAAUAACAUGUGCUUUAUUAGCUCGGGCAAUGAAAGAUAGUGGUAAAAGAAAUUUUCUAAUAGAUGGUUUUCCCAGAAAUAAAGAUAAUUUAGAUGGAUGGAAUGAAACCAUGACAAAUAUAGCUAAAGUUUCAAGAGUAAUAUUUUUUAACUGCCCAGAACAAAUAUGUGUAGACAGAUGUUUAGAUAGAGGUAAAACAAGUGGUAGGGCAGAUGAUAACAAAGAAAGUUUAGUUAAAAGAAUAGAUACAUAUACAAAUGCCACCAUGCCAAUAAUAAAACAUUAUAGAUCACAAGAUUUAGUUACAGAAAUAGCAGCAGAGAAGUCUCAAGAUGAGGUCUUUGAAGAUGUUAAAAAAGUUUUUACCAGUUGAAAGUAUAAAAAUGAAUAGGACUUAAAUAUGUAUUAAUUUUGAUAAACCUAUGUCUUUUCUUUCUUCUGAAUCAAAUUGUAACAGGUGCGUUUUAAUCCAUUAUCCAGUAUCCAUUUCUAUGCUUUUCAGUCCUAAGUAAUAUUAGAACAAACUUUGCGUUUUUUGUUAGCCUUUUUUUCACUUAUCCUGAUAACCUCUGCUUUAGCCAAUCAAAUUAUACUAGGCUAAUAGGUUACAAAACAACCAAUGAAAUAGCAUGUUCAACAAUGUUGAGUUUCAGUGCAUUUGUACAAUGUCAAGCAAAAUAGCCUCUUUACUUGUAUCACUGAAUGCAGGGUUUUCAUAAGAUUGUAUGCUAGUGAAUAUUGAUUGGCUGGCAGUAUUAUCAAAUAGAUGAAUGUUUUAUAGUGCAGACUUAGCCCCUAAUUUGAGUGGCUACAAUAGAAAUGAACACUAACAAAAACAGAAAAUUUGAUCUAAUUUUAGACUGAAUGUUUUUAUGACAUAUUAGAAUGGCACAUCCCAUGUCAUAACUUCUUUUAGUUCGUAACUCUUUGUUUUUUUUAGACAAAUGGAAGCUUUGUUGUACAAUAUCGUCUCAGGUUGAAAUUUAAUCCGAUAACUUAUAAGUUGUUGAGAGAUAAGGCAUAUAUUUAUCAAGAUGAGAUAAUGGGAAUUAUUUCAGCAGGGUGCUAUAAAUAUGAAAUUUAUUUAAUUUGGAGUAAACAAAGGUUAUUUAUUGUAGAUUUUUAAUACAUUAGUGAAAACUCAUAAUAGUUCUUUGUAUUCUAUUUGUAUAAAAGAAAUAGCUUCAAUAUC